This is a messenger RNA of Paraglomus occultum, 573 nucleotides long. NCBI's taxonomy places the organism in Eukaryota, Fungi, Glomeromycota, Glomeromycetes, Paraglomerales, Paraglomeraceae. The record is from the annotation of a GenBank genome assembly.
AUGAAUUAUCCCACUAGCAUCAGUCUUCAAACACUUAAAAGCCAAUUAGAUAUUUUUGAGAAAACCCUACUUGUUAAACAAAAAGUAGCCAACCAAGACUAUUUUAAGCAAUUAAUUAAGGUUGAACUUGGUAAACUUCUUAAAUCUUUACCCAAAGGAGUAAAGAAAAUUGAAAAGGCGAUAUUUAUACAGGCGGUUGAAACGAACAACAAGACACUUCCAACAUCCACAAAGUCUUUGCAAGACACUCAAAAUCUCAAACAAUCCUUAACGGAUGGCGAGGCCAAAACUCUCACUUCUAACUUAAUCGAACAAAAAUUAGGUGGUUCCGAAAAAUUUCAAGAAGGAGUUUACCAAGCCAAACCGGAAAUAGUUAAAUCAGUCCUGGAAGAACUAAAAGCUAAGGGAACAAUUUUAAAAGAAAUCCACAACAUCUUUGGUCCCGAUGAGUUUUAUCCGACCGAACCCAGUGACAGCAUUCCCAAAGGACGAGAAGGCUUUCGUAAAAAUGCUAAAGAAUUGGCCUUACAACAAGCCGAAGAACAAGCCCAAAUUAAAGCCAUUGAAGCUUGA